Molecule: messenger RNA, 14100 nt
Organism: Coregonus sp. 'balchen'
Lineage: Eukaryota; Metazoa; Chordata; Actinopteri; Salmoniformes; Salmonidae
Source: the annotation of a GenBank genome assembly
AUGGAAAUGAAUGUUUCCAGCAUAAGCAAACAUAAUGGUGAGUAUUAUUGCUGGACUUCUAUAUGUUACACAUUACACCACUUUUUUGUUUUUGUUCAUUUAUUUGUUAUUUUUAAUUUUUUUAGCCACAAAGACAGAUCUGAGUUUGUUGCUGGAGUGUCUGAAGUACCAGAUGAAUUGUCCUGCUUCACAGAAACAAGCUCUUCUCACCAUCUACUCUAUCUGUCAACAGAGAGGUCUCUCACACACACAGGGCCACAAACAGCAAAUCUCCUGUUGAUUGAUCUAAUAGACAAAUUAAUCACUAAUAGUUAUGUAAUGUCACUGAUUCUCUUUCUCAGAGGAGAAUGUGGACUUCUUCAGAGAGAUGGGAGGAGUGGUGUUUGUGCGCAACCUCUCCAAAUCCAGUGCUCACUCAGAGGUCAGGGAGACUGCUCAGUUCACACUGGGAACGCUGGCAGAGGCCAAUGGUGUGUGUGUUGGUAGUGUACUUGAAGCAGUUUCUCUCUGAUGCUGCUGUACGUGUAUUGUAAACAAGCUGUGUGUGUGUGCAGUGUACUGUAAGCAGGCCCUGUGUAGGAGGGAGACAUUCAGUGAUCUGUCAGAUUGUCUGAUGCAGCAGGAAAGCCCACUGAGCCAGAAGAGAGUAGCUGUCUACCUGCUCUCUGUCCUCGUCGCCAACAACAGUAAGAGCAGACAGGAAAAACUGACUUUGGGUUUCUUUGGUCCUGCUGAGGUUGAGAGUUGAUUUCAGACAGGGAGUGAUUGUCAUGACAGGCAGGUGUUUUACCUGGUACAACCAGAGGAGGAUGGGCCUCCCCUGUCUAGUGCCUCUCAAGGUUUCUUCCUUCCAGGGAUUUUUUCUUGCCACUGUACUACUUCUUGAUCUUUGGAGUCUAAGCUGGGUUACUGUGAAGAACAUAAGCCUUGUUCACACUGCAGGCCUAAAUGCUCAAAUCAGUUUUGUAGGAAAAAUAACAGAUGUGGAUAUGCAAAAAAAAAAAAAAAAAGGAUUUGAGUCACUUCAAAACUGCCAGUGUGAACAAGGCUUUAGUGAUGUUUAUGUGAAAAGCACUAGGCAAUAUACACUUCCGGUCAAAAGUUUUAGAACACCUACUCAUUCAAGGGUUUUUCUUUAUUUUUACUAUUUUCUACAUUGUAGAAUAAUAGUGAAGACAUCAAAACUAUGAAAUAACACAUAUGGAAUCAUGUAGUAAACUAAAAAGUGUUAAACAAAUCAAAAUAUAUUUUCUAUUUGAGAUUCUUCAAAUAGCCACCCUUUGCCUUGAUGACAGCUUUGCACACUCUUGGCAUUCUCUCAACCGGCUUCAUGAGGUAGUCACAUGGAAUGCAUUUCAGUUAACAGGUGUGCCUUCUUAAAAUAAUUUAUUUUCUUCUUAAUGCAUUUGAGCCAAUCAGUUGUGUUGUGACAAGGUAGGGGGGUAUACAGAAGAUAGCCCUAUUUGGUAAAAGACCACGUCCAUAUUAUGGAAAGAACAGCUCAAAUAAGCAAAGAGAAACGACAGUCCAUCAUUACUUUAAGACAUGAAGGUCAGUCAGUACGGAAAAUGUCAAGAACUUUGAAAGUUUCUUCAAGUGCAGUCGCAAAAACCAUCAAGCGCUAUGAUGAAACUGGCUCUCAUGAGGACCGCCACAGGAAUGGAAGACCCAGAGUUACCUCUGCUGCAGAGGAUAAGUUCAUUAGAGUUACCAGCCUCAGAAAUUGCAGCCCAAAUAAAUGCUUCACAGAGUUCAAGUCACAGACACAUCUCAACAUCAACUGUUCAGAGGAGACUGUGUGAAUCAGGCCUUCAUGGUCGAAUUGCUGCAAAGAAACCACUACUAAAGGACACCAAUAAGAAGAAGAAGAGACUUGCUUGGGCCAAGAAACACAAGCAAUGGACAUUAGACCGGUGGAAAUUUGUCCUUUGGUCUGGAGUCCAAAACCUCUGUGUCUUUGUGAGAUGCGGUGUGGGUGAACGGAUGAUCUCCGCAUGUGUAUUUCCCACCGUAAAGCAUGGAGGAGGAGGUGUUAUGUUGUGGGGGUGCUUUGCUGGGGACACUGUCUGUGAUAUAUUUAGAAUUCAAGGCACACUUAACCAGCAUGGCUACCACAGCAUCUUGCAGCGAUACGCCAUCCAUCUGGUUUGGGCUUAGUGGGACUAUCAUUUGUUUCUCAACAGGACAAUGACCCAACACACCUCCAGGCUGUGUAAGGGCUAUUUGACCAAUGAGAGUGAUGGAGUGCUGCAUCAGAUGACCUGGCCUCCACAAUCCCCUGACCUCAACCAAUUUGAGAUGGUUUCGGAUGAGUCGGACCGCAGAGUGAAGCAAAAGCAGCAAACAAGUACUCAGAAUAUGUGGGAACUCCUUCAAAAUUGUUGGAAAAGCAUUCCAGGUGAAGCUGGUUGAGAGAAUGCCAAGAGUGUGCAAAGCUGUCAUCAAGGCAAAGGGUGGCUAUUUGAAGAAUCUCAAAUAGAAAAUAUAUUUUGAUUUGUUUAACACUUUUUAGUUUACUACAUGAUUCCAUAUGUGUUAUUUCAUAGUUUUGAUGUCUUCACUAUUAUUCUACAAUGUAGAAAAUUGUAAAAAAUAAAGAAAAACCCUUGAAUGAGUAGCUGUUCUAAAACUUUUGACCAGUAAUGUAUAUUGUACAUAGAAAUGUGGUUAAUUGUUUGUGUUCUUCUUCAGGGUCUGGCCAGACGUUCGCUCAGACCUCAGGCUGUCUGGAUAUCCUGCUGGACUUGUUCAGGUAAACACUGAAAAUCACCACACUGGGUUUCCGGCAGACAUGGGUUCUUUAUUGUAAAAGAUCAUUAUGGUCAAGAGGUGAGCAGCAGAUGACAUUGUUUUAAAACAAUACCGGACAACGCCAAUUCCAAUUCAGGUUUAUUGAUGUUUAUGUUUCUUUCCCCAGGACUAGUUUCCCUCUCUCUGGCGAGGCCACAGUGAGACCUGCUAACGUCACUCAGCUGUUCCAACUCUGGACCUCUGUGUCCAGUGCUCUAUGUGGCUGUGUAAACAACCCCCAGAAUGGUAACGUUUGUGUAUUUGUGUCCUUGUACAGUGUUCUAUGCAGCUGCACAUUAAAUAAACAACGGUAAUUAUGUAUACAUGUGUGUAUCUUGGAGGAAGAAGAAAAACUUUAUUUCCCUAGAGGAGAGCCAGCGUAUCUGUGUGUCAGCCUUCCCCCUGGUCAAGGGCUGGCUGCAGCAGCUCUCUCACCCCUGCACAGAGAUGGUUCAGCCCAUCUGCUCCUUCAUAGCCAUGACUGUCGCCAACAACCGUGAGUAAAACAGGGAUGAUGCACUGACACUAAUGCUUAGUCAGUUACUUACAUACUGUAUGUAUUAGUAUCUUGUGAUUGAAAUGGUAUGUUAGCCUUUUUAACAGAUUUUCUUGAGUUGUCUGUCACACAGAGUACCUAGGUUGCUUUUGCAAUGGAUGGUUUGUAAUUGUAGUCCGACUAGUUUUAUAAGUGUAGUGUUGUUUCUACAGUGAGGGUAAAAAAGUAUUUGAUCCCCUGCUGAUUUUGUACGUUUGCCCACUGACAAAGACAUGAUCAGUCAAUCAUUUUUAAUGGUAGGUUUAUUUGAACAGUGAGAGACAGAAUAACAACAAAAAAUCCAGAAAAACGCAUGUAAAAAAUGUUAUAAAUUGAUUUGCAUUUUAAUGAGGGAAAUAAGUAUUUGACCCCUCUGCAAAACAUGACUUAGUACUUGGUGGCAAAACCCUUGUUGACAAUCAGAGGUCAGACGUUUCUUGUAGUUGGCCACCAGGUUUGCACACAUCUCAGGAGGGAUUUUGUCCCACUCCUCUUUGCAGAUCUUCUCCAAGUCAUUAAGGUUUCGAGGCUGACGUUUGGCAACUCGUACCUUCAGCUCCCUCCACAGAUUUUCUAUGGGAUUAAGGUCUGGAGACUGGCUAGGCCACUCCAGGACCUUAAUGUGCUUCUUCUUGAGCCACUCCUUUGUUGCCUUGGCCGUGUGUUUUGGGUCAUUGUCAUGCUGGAAUACCCAUCCACGACCCAUUUUCAAUGCCCUGGCUGAGGGAAGGAGGUUCUCAUACAAGAUUUGAUGGUACAUGGCCCCAUCCAUCGUCCUUUGAUGCGGUGAAGUUGUCCUGUCCCCUUAGCAGAAAAACACCCCGAAAGCAUAAUGUUUCCACCUCCAUGUUUGACGGUGGGGAUGGUGUUCUUGGGGUCAUAGGCAGCAUUCCUCCUCCUCCAAACACGGCGAGUUGAGUUGAUGCCAAAGAGCUCGAUUUUGGUUUCAUCUGACCACAACACUUUCACCCAGUUCUCCUCUGAAUCAUUCAGAUUAUCAUUGGCAAACUUCAGACGGCCCUGUAUAUGUGCUUUCUUAAGCAGGGGGACCUUGCGGGCGCUGCAGGAUUUCAGUCCUUCACGGUGUAGUGUGUUACCAAUUGUUUUCUUGGUGACUAUGGUCCCAGGUGCCUUGAUCAUUGACAAGGUCUUCCCGUGUAGUUCUGGGCUGAUUCCUCACCGUUCUCAUGAUCAUUCCAACUCCACGAGGUGAGAUCUUGCAUGGAGCCCCAGGCCGAGGGAGAGUGAAAGUUAUUUUGUGUUUCUUCCACUUGCGAAUAACCGCACCAACUGUUGUCACCUUCUCACCAAGCUGCUUGGCGAUGGUCUUGUAGCCCAUUCCAGCCUUGUGUAGGUCUACAAUCUUGUCCCUGACAUCAUUGGAGAGCUCCUUGGUCUUGGCCAUGGUGGAGAGUUUGGAAUCUGAUUGAUUGAUUGCUUCUGUGGACAGAUGUCUUUUAUACAGGUAACAAGCUGAGAUUAGGAGCACUCCCUUUAAGAGUGUGCUCUUAAUCUCAGCUCGUUACCUGUAUAAAAGGCACCUGGGAGCCAGAAAUCUUUUUGAUUGAGAGGGGGUCAAAUACUUAUUUCCCUCAUUAAAAUGCAAAAAUCAAUUUAUAACAUCUUUGACAUGUGUUUUUCUAGAUUUUUUUGUUGUUAUUCUGUCUCUCACUGUUCAAAUAAACCUACCAUUUAAAAUUAUAGACUGAUAAUUUCUUUGUCAGUGGGCAAAUGUAAAAAAUCAGCAGGGGAUCAAAUUUUUUCCCUCACUGUAUGUCUAUGAUGGCCAGGCAAAGAUAGAUGCAGACCUUCAGUCUGUAGAGAUUAGUGUCCUAGAGUGUUUUAGUUUAGACAACCUUGGACUGACUGUUCAAAUUAUGGUUUCUAUCUCUCUCUUUCUCUCUCUGGUGCAGAGGACGGUUUUGGUUUAUGUAUUGAACUCUCAUUAUCCUGUAUUCAUCUAUCUCUGUGUGUCUCACCUUAUCUCUCUGGACCCCUCUGUCAGAUUGUGCUCAGGAGAGUUUUUCCACAGUUGGCGGGCUCGGAACUCUGACCCUUACUCUGAUUCGCUUAGCCUCUGAUGCCGCCCACAGCCCAUUGGCCUGUCAGCAGUCUGUCAUCAUGACCAAGACCCUGUCAGCCUGCAUCAUUGACAACCGUGAGGGACUCACUCCCUGAAUCCCAAAUCAACCCCUCUCCCCUACCGCUAGGGCUAGUCACUUGUGUAGAACUCACUCACUCAUACAGCCAUGUAAACCAGCUCUCCUUAGGUAACCAGUCCAUUUUCUCCUCUCUCCCCCUACUGUGCGUAGCUGUGUUGGCGUCAGGUCUGGCAGGUUAUGGUUUGGUUCCUCAGCUCCACUCCCUGCUGUCCAGCCCCAGCCUGGAGCCCCAAGACAGGCUCAUUGUCAUACUCACCCUGGGACACUGCACUGAGGCUUCUGGUAUGGCCGGGACACCCAGCUUUAUUGGCCACAAAUAAUGACGAGAACACAUCUUACAAUUCCAAAGAAAACAUGAAUUCAUUACAACAAUGAUAACAGCACAGUAAUAACUACAGUAUUUAUUUAAUUCAAUUCUCUCCCCUCCCUCCUCUAGAGGAGCACCAGUCUCAGUUGUUACAGUGUGGAGGUCUGUCCCUCAUCAUCACUCUACUGACUGAGUCUACAAGCGAAGAGCUCAGGAAGGCUGCUACCUUCAUACUGCAGACCUGCAGACAGGCUAGUGAGUACACACACACACAAAGACCUGUAUGCAAACGUGAGUCUAGCCAUUUCAUAACGUCCAUAGCAUUGUCUUUCCUCUCAUCCUUCUCCUCCCUGUCCUUCCAGCUGUGUCUCUGCGUGGUGCGGUCCAGGGGGAGUCUCAGGGUCAGACUGGGGAGCUGGAGCCCCCUGUGGACAUGGAGGGGUACUGGAGGUCAGCACGAGACAUGCUGCACAGGAUCAACCAGCUGGAGAGACAACAGGCUCAGGUAUACUACACCACACACACAUACACAUGGCAGGAACCCGGUUACUGAGAUUUACCGGGAUUUACCGCCCAAAACCCGUCUCUUUUCCCGGGAUAAAUAACUGCGAGAACAGCAUGGCGUGAAAUGGAACUGUUAAAUUAUAUGUGAUGUCUAAAUCUGGCUUCUUUACGGCUUCUGCAUGAUGAAUUAUCAACGCUCAGGGUGGGGACAGACAGCCCAUCUCAGUAUGGAGCACAGUUCACAAUGCAUGUAGACCUAUCAUCUCAUCAUGGUAACUUUUUUUCUUGUGACAGGUAGGCCUACAUUUGCUGCAGCGUAGCCUAUGCUACAGUAAUAUAAAGACCGAAUGCGCGUCUAAUUUACCCAUCUCCAUCUGGCUUUCGGGGGUCACCGUAUUUUUUUUUUAUUGUAAAGAUUUUUAAAAAUGUUAUUGCAGCUGCAGUCACUUGAAUAUCGUUGCUUUAAAUCAGUGCACGCCCAAGCACUCUCUCGCAGUCUUUAUCUCCAUCAACUCCAUUGAAAUGGCAUCCAAAAUAGAUAAUCAUGUUCUAGUUAAGCAAUAAGGCACAAGGGGGUGUGGUAUAUGGCUAAUAUACCGCGGCUAAGGGAUGUUCUUAUGCACGACGCAACGCGGAGUGCCUGGAUACAGCCCUUAGCCAUGGUAUAUUGGCCAUAUAUCACAAACCCCAGAGGUGCCUUAUUGCUAUUAUAAACUGGUUACCAACGUAAUUAGAGCAUUAAAAAUAAACAUGGUAUAUCGUGAUAUACGGUCUGAUAUACCAUGGCUUUCAGCCAAUCAGCAUUCAUCGCUUGAACCAUCCAGUUUAUACAUUGAUAUAUAGCCCUAUAUAUAGAUGCCCUAGCCUACCUCUUUCAGGUAAUACAUUCAAUGCAGUAUUAGCCUUAUAUUUAACUUAUUAAUUAUGGGUUAUGGAUAAUAAGCUUCUAACUUAUAGCGUCUGUCUCUUGUGCAAUUCACACGCACCUGUGCUCCUCUGGCCUCUCCCAUGCAGGAAAAGCUAGACUAGAAUAGCUUUCUAAUGCAGGAAAAGCUAGACUAGAAUAACUUUCUGGACAUUAUUUUUUUAGCAUUUCUUAUACCAAUAGACGAUUCGAAGAGGGACGCAAGCUCUUGUUUGCUGAAUGUUAAAUACAGCAGCCAAUAGAACUCACAGGUAGUUUGAAAGGAGAGUGAACGCCCGAUGGCGGUAGGCUAUAGCAGUUAUUUAUUCGGACCCAUAACCAUUCAAUAAAAAAAACUCAAAUCUUCGUGAAGAGAAGUGAAAGCCUUCUGCAUCUAAUUCUAGUCCUAUAUUAUUCAACGAUGUCAUUAAAAUGAUGAAGAUAAGGACAACAAAACGUAUUUCAUUUAACUGUUGAAAGCUAGGAGGGAAUGAAGCAACAAUAGAGAGAGAAAUAGGAGGUAGGCUAAUAACAUACUGUGUUAUGAAAGGUGUGUAUAUAUAUGUGUCAGCCUACUAAUUAUACAAAUAGGCCCAAUUAUAUUUCAAAAUUAAAAUCAAAUUCGCUAGCCUAUACUUUGUAGGCCGCAUGUGCUGCACCAGAAUUGCAUGUUCUCUCCCUGCUUUAUCAUGGUUUGAACAAUGUGCAUAAUUCCAGUCCAUCUAUUACAGUAUAAUACAGUACAGUAAUACAGUUCACACUCAAAAAGAUGAGCUUACUGGAGCUAGUUUAAUUUAUUUACCAAGAGAGCAUAUAGCUAGCUACAUCUAUGGGCUUUUUAUGUUUUUCUGUUGUGUGUAAUGUUCAGUAGCCUAUAUCAUAGGCUAUAUGUAUUGGAUAAUGGCACAAUCAUUUGGGCUUUUUUGGGCUUAGGCUCAUUAAAUGUAUUUUAAUGUAUGGCUCAUAAACUGUAUUUAAUGUAUGGCUCAUCAGGCUCAGGUAGAAUCAGGCUUGAAUUUUCGAUCAAAGCUCUAAUCAAAUCCAGACAUAGGCCUAUUUAUAUGCUUUAUAAUGCUUUUGAAUGACACUUCCAAUUUUGGCGGGAAAUACUGGUUUAUCCGGGAAAAAAGUGAUUGAUUCUCGGGAUGGAACAUUUGUAAAAUACCAGGAAGAUAUUCAACACACACACCCUUCUCCACAUACAGGCAUGCACACUCUUACUCCCACUCACUCACUCAUCCACAUACACACCCCUUAAACAGCAAGCCUUUGUGUGUGUGUUGGGGUUGUUGCACAGGGAGCGGAGGAGGAGUGGGAGGGGGUUGAACCAAACCUCCCAGACCAACAGAACCCUGCAGAAUGGGGGAGGAAGGAGCUACUCUCACCCCUACCUCUCCCCCCAUCCGUACCCCUACCCCCUCACCACACCUCUUUACCAUACCAGGAGAGGAAUGGAGGAGGAGACAAGAGGUGUGAGGAAAGAGAGGAGCGUUGGAGAGGAGUAGAGAGUUGGGGUCAAGAGAGAAGAGAGGAGAGAGGAGGAGGAGAGAAUAGAGGAGAAGAGCGGGGGAUGUCCUGUGAACGCACCCCAGUCCAGCCGGUUCUAGUGGGAAGGGGUGGAGAUGGAGAGAGAGUGGAGCGACACCAUAGAGACCAAGAGGAGAAUCAACCCACAAACAGAGGGCAGGACCUAACGGUGCAGGUCUAACACAGCUCUGGUCCACUCCACACACAAUGGUCCUGUCCAGAAACAACCCCUACCCUCUAGGGGACUUCAUGUCAAUCUGAAGGGAUUGGAUAGGUAUAAUAAGCAAUAUGGUACCUUGCCCUCUGAUAUGUUGUUUCUGGACAGGACCAAUCUAUUUUAUACACACUGUACUAGGCUCUUCAAGCCCACUGACUCUCUUGGUUUUAUAUAGUAAGUUAAGUGUCAAGGUGUGUGUGUUUUGAUCAGAAGCGUGUAAGGAGACAGAUAUUCCAAACCAGUGAGGAGCCUCAGAAACCCAGCCACAGCAGCAGAGAGAGAGAGAGGGAGAAGAGGACACACACACAAAGGCACACCACGCUGCACGUGUACACACUUGGAAACACACAACCAGAGAAGGAAAGGGACAGGGGCUUGGCAGCUAAGAGAAGCACUUAUCCUCUCUACACAAACGCACUCACAGAGAAAGGCAAAAACACAGCAUCACACACACAUGGAAACACACAGACAGAGAACCGCCGAGACAAGCACCCUGGGAUGAGGGAACAGGCACACACACAGUCUGUGUCAGCCGUGUGCCAUGCUGGACCUGGUAGAGCUAGUGUCCCGGGGCAGCCCAGUGGUGGAGAGGAUGAGAGGUGUUCUGUAUGUCUGGGGACAGGAACACCGGUCCCUUCCUCCUCCUCGUCCAGGCCACUAGAAGGACACUCCCAGACACACAGACACAGGUCAGCAUUCUGCACUAUAUGCAAAUACUACAUUUAUUGAAACACGAAGUGUGAAAUGUAAUUCUGUGUGUACUGUUCUUCUCUCCCUCAUGGUUUGUGGUUUAGCCAAGUGUUCAAGUGCCCAGCUCCAGGCAAGCCAGGAAUGAGCAGGCAGAAGAAACCGUUGGAUGAUGAAGGUACAAAAAUGUCAAUGGGAUAAGGUGACAAUGCAAUACUGUCUAGACUAUGUAUACAAAGGUAUGUGGACACCUCUUGAAAUUAGUGUAUUCUGCUAUUUCAGCCACAGCCGUUGCUGACAGGUGUAUAAAAUUGAGCACACCGCCAUGCAAUCUCCAUAGACAAACAUUGGCAGUAGAAUGGCCUUAGUGAAGAGCUCAGUGACUUUCAACGUGGCACGGUCAUAGGAUGCCACCUUUCCAACAAGUCAGUAUGUCACAUUUCUGGCCUGCUAGAGCUUCCCUGGUCAACUGUAAGCGCUGUUAUUGUGAAAUGGAAACGUCUAGAAGCAACAACGGCUCAGCCGGGAAUUGGUAGGCCACACAAGCUCACAGAACGGGACUGGCGAGUACUAAAGCGUGUAGCGCGUAAAAAUCGUCUGUCUUUGGUUGCAACACUCACUACCGAGUUCCAAACUGCCUCUGGAAGCAACGUCGGCAGAAGAACUGUUCGUCGGAGCUUCAUGAAAUGGUUUUCCAUGGCCGAGCAGCAGCACACAAGCCUAAGAACACCAUGUGCAAUACCAAGUGUCGGCUGGAGUGGUGUAAAGCUCGCCGCCAUUGGACUCUGGAGCAUUGGAAACGCAUUCUCUGGAGUGAUGAAUCUGGGUUUGGCGGAUGCCAGUAGAACGAUACCUGCCCCAAUAGUGCCAACUGUAAAGUUUGGUGGAGGAGGAAUAAUGAUCUGGGCCUGUUUUUCAUGGUUCGGGCUAGGCCUCUUAGUUCCAUCGAAGGGAAAUCUUAACGCUACAGCAUACAAUGACAUUUUAGACGAUUGUGUGCUUCCAACUUUGUGGCAACAGUUUGUGGAAGGCCCUUUCCUGUUUCAGCACGACAAUGCCCCGAUGCACAAAGCAAGGUCCAUACAGAAAUGGUUUGUCGAGAUCGGUGUGGAAGAACUUGGCCUGCACAGAGCCCUAACCUCAACCCCAUCGAACACCUUUGGGAUGAAUUGAAACACCGACUGCAAGCCAGGCCUAAUCGCCCAACAUCAGUGCCCGACCUCACUAAUGUUCUUGUGGCUGAAUGGAAGCAAGUCCCCGCAGCAAUGUUCCAACAUCAAGUGGAAAGCCUUCCCAGAAGAGUAGAGGCUGUUAUAACAGCAAAGAGGGGACCAACUCCAUAUUAAUGCCCAUGAUUUUGGAAUGAGAUGUUCAAUGAGCAGGUGUCCACACACUUUUGGUAAUGUAGUCUAUCUCUUUAUCUAUAGCUCUGAAAAAAGCUGAACUGUCUCUUACCAAAUCGAUCCAGUAACACAGUUCUCGUCUCUCUCUCUCUCCCCCCCCCCCCCCCCACCUAUGGGUGUGUAUUGUGUUAAGUGUGUGUUCACCCAGCUGUGUCUGUCUCCCCAGGCUGUGUGUCGCGGUUCAGUGAGGUGACCAGCCGGUCGUUCCCUGUCUUCCAUAGGAACUGUCCCCACAGCUGUGACCUGCACCUGGUGCUGCAGCAGGCCACACACAGCUACACACAGCACCUCCGAGAUAUACGCAGGAGGAGAGAACUACACACAACGGGACAGAGAGAGACGCAACGAGAGACACAGAGAGUCUGGGAUCACUGCAGAGAUAAGAUUCCUGAAAUGCUGAAUACACCCACACACCGAUGUGAUCUGAAUUGGGAUUUGUGUCCUGUACGAACAGAGGCCAGUCUGACUCCUGUCUGUAAAGGAACCCUCCUGAGGAGCUUCUCAACCCACAGAGGACAACGCAACACUGACCACAACCGUAAGAUUCACCAUCUCAACAAAAUAUUUAUAUAUCCUCCAUCUUUUGGGUGGAAAACAAUAAUAUAUUAUAUACUUCUCUUCUCCUCUGUCUCUCUCUCCCCUCCCUUCUCCCCCCCCCCUAUUUUUCUAUCUCAGUUGUGAGUCUCACUCCCCUUAAGAAGUGUGGUCCAUGUGAAGGUAUCACUCGGACUCCUGUGCAUAAAGGUCUGAUGAGGAGCUUCUCUUCUGUGACCAACAGGGGGCAGGAGAGAGGAGGUACAGUAUGUUCAGAAACCAUAACAACACAUUAGCCUUUAUUUUACCCUGCUAAUAAUGAGAUAGCCUUAUCGUUUCUCAUGUAUCAUCUGCCUCACUCUCUCCCUCUGUCUUUUGCACCUCUAUUUAUCUUGUCUCUCUCUGUAUGUCCCUCCCUUUCUUUGUCAUUCACUUUUACUCUCUCAGAUGUUAGUCUCACUCCAUUGAAGAAGCCUCUGCCCUCUGAAGGUAAGAAAAGGAAGCUACUGUUGAAAUCUGAUACUGUAUAUUUAGUUUAGAUCUUUUUUGGGAUGGAAGUUUUACGGAAGAGGAUGUGUGUGUGUGUUGCAUCAUCAUAAUGAUGUGGCCAGUGACACCUUGCUUCUUGACAGUCCAAUAUCUUGAAAAUUGGCUGCUUACAUGCAAAACAUUUUGGGACUGUAUCAACAGUGGACUGAGUGGAUUUUCCCUUUAAGUUAUGGGAUAAGUUAGAUGCUGGUGACAGGCUGCUAUGAAGUUACAACUAAUAUGCGAAUUGAAUGUCUGUGUAUGUGUGUAUUUUUUGUGGGAUUCCUGGUCUCCAGUGUAUUCCUUGCAGCACAGAGAAAUGUUGAACUGCUGCCUAUGUUCUCACAGCACAGGCCAGGGCUGCCUUAGAGUUGUACAACACUGGCUGAUAGCUAGUUAACACACUGUUACUGACCUCUCUGUUACUGACCUCUACAGCUGUACAACACAACACUAGCUAGUUUACACUGUUCUAGAGCAGUACAGUUGUACAACACAAUCUAGUUUACACUCUGUUCUAGAGAAGUGCAGUUGUACAACACUAGCUAGUUUAGACUGUUAUAGAGCUCGAAUGUCGUGUAGCAGUGGCCACCUCUAAGCUUCUGUGUGUGUUGAUUCACAGUUCACUCUGAUUUACUCAUGCUCUCUCUUUUUGAGCACCUUUCCUCCUUCACUUUGUCUGAAAUACUACACUAUCUUUCUCUGUCUGUUUCUCUCGCUUUCUCCAUCCAGACUGUCGCCCUCUCGUGUGCUCUCUACCCCACUCGCCCUCCUCUUUUCUCUGCUCUUUCACCAUCUUGAUCUGUCCAUUCUGAUGACCCCCCCCCCCUCACUCUCUGCCCUUCUCUCUCAUGCUCUAUCUCUCCUUUUAUUUUCUUUCUCCCUCUCUGGCCAGAGAAUCUCUCCUCAUUGUUCUAUUGUUCUGGUAGCAGGCAGCUGUAUUAGGCUGGACGGAUGACGUAAUGUCACUCCAAUGAAGAAGAGAAAGAGGGAGAGAUUGUAUUUGCUCUUUAUUAGAUUGUCUCUCUGUUUAGCUCAACGCGCUCUGAGAGCUGUUGAUCUCUGCUCACAAUGAGGCUUGACACAUCUGUUCUUUGCUUACUGUCUCCCUCUUUUUCUCUCACUGUUCUCUCACUCUUCUUUACACACACACACACAGACAGAAGAACACAUCAUGGGGAAGAUGGUGCCAUUGAUGAUCAGCAGAAGACUCUGUCCAUGGGAAACCCCUCUUUGACUGUAAUAGAGAGAGUGUGUGUGUGUGCAUGUCGGGAGUUUGUGAAUGUGUCCAGAUGUCUCUGUAGAAGUGUAUAUUGAAUUGGAGGUUAAUCUAAAGUGGAUGGACUGUAUAGAACGGCCAGUGUUCUAGUAACCAGGCAAUGUGGCAACAGAGAUGACUAUGCCAGUGUGUGUGUACUAGCGGAAAGUUACCCAAGAGGUAUGUGUGUGUGUCAUGGUGUCCUCUCUCUUGCAGCACACUGAGCAGAGCAGUUCCAAAACCAAGGAAAAGAGGAUGAUGACAGAUGAGGUGUGUGUGUGUUGUCUCAUGUCCUCUCUCUCUCUUACUGUUCUAUACUCUGCAUUCUCCUACAUUGACCUCGCUCUUGCUCUCCCUCUCCCCCCUCCCCUUUUCCCUCUCUCCAUCUACAGAGGAGGGAGAGGAGGAACUUCAGCCGUGAGGAGGAGGGUUAUCUGUGUCGAGGUAUAGAGCGGUUUGGUCCAUCCUGGAACGCCAUCCUUUGGGCCUAUCCGUUCCAGCCGGGACGCACCAACGUAGACCUGGCCAAGAAAUACAAACGUCUGCAGGUAAUGGGCAUCAACAAUGGUUUUACAAAAAAUUAUGUCACUGACUUCAAUUUCAGUUGGUGAGUAUUCAACUGACCCUGCUCUCGCUCUGUGUCAUUUUCUGGGUCUUGUUCUCUGGCUUUUGUUCCCUCUCUCUCAUUCUCUCUUUCCCUCCCUACAGGCUAAAGCCCAGGGUAUGGAUUCAGACUCUCCAUGA